UUAAGCCUAGACCAACCCACCAUAAAUACCCAGAGUUGCUCUUCUUUCAUUGUAUAAUCUUGUGUCAUUUUCAUUGUUAACAAAACCUUCAAAAGCCCUCCUCAUCUUCCUUGUCUUUACAACUGUAAAAAUAAGAGGGAGGUAUAACAAAAAAGUGACCGAGCGAUCCUUUAUUCAGUUUAGUUUGUCUUUUUUCUCUGCAUUCCGUUGUCAUCUCUUGUUUCGCCUAGGGCCCAUAAAAUAUCAGAAACGACUCUGGUGUCUUAAGGUAAGAAUUCGACAGAGUUGUUCGCUCUGCAUAUACUCCAAAACACAAACUCUGACUUUCACUAACUCCAAAUAUUCACAAUAGCCAUAGCUUUUUGCAAAAACAUAACAGCCUAGCUUUCCAUUUCCUCUCAUUCCCCUUCAACUUCCUCCAAAAAAUAAAAAAAUAAACACAGUUGUUACAUGUUCAUUAGCACUCCUAGUAGCCGCAUCUGAAACUAAAAAGUUACAAAAAGUUGUGGGGUAUUUUGUUAUAGUAGCCACAAAAAUCAGUAUAAAUAGCAGGGUUGUCAUUGGCAUUGUACUCUGAUUAUUUGUUCAGCCAUUUUUUGUCCAUCCUCAAACUCACCCUUCCACGUACAGAAAUAAUAAUAAUCACUUAUACUUAUACUACUACGACAUAUAGUAUAACUCGAUAGUAGUAUACAUAUUUGCAGGAUAUUAUUAAUCAGUGUCAUCAUGAGUCCGUCAUACUCAUUCUGUAAGCACGCACAAACCCUCUUUCCUGGAGGGCUUAACUCGAGUUCUAUGAACUUCCACAAUAAUAAUCACAAGGACAAAGUGGUGGUUGUAAUGGGUGCAACAGGUACAGGGAAGUCGAAACUGUCAAUUGACUUGGCAAUUCAACUUCAGGCCGAGAUUAUAAACUCUGAUAAGAUUCAAGUGUACAAAGGGCUGGAUAUUGUCACGAACAAAGUGACAGAAGAAGAGUGUAGGGGUGUCCCUCAUCAUAUGUUAGGGAUAAUCGAUCCUGAUGUUGAAUAUAAUGCUAAAGAUUUCCGGAAUGAUGCGUUGCUUGCAAUUGAAUCCAUCAUCGAACAGGACAAGCUCCCGAUUAUAGCAGGUGGAUCGAACUCGUUCAUUGAGUCUUUAGUGAAUGAUCAUCCUGACUUCACUUCAAAGUACGAGUGUUGCUUCCUUUGGGUUGACUUAUCUCUACCUAUUCUCCAAUGCUUUGUAUCAGAGCGCGUUGAUCAGAUGGUUAAAGCAGGAUUGGUGGAUGAGGUAAGAGGAAUAUUCGACCCUGAAGCCGACUACACACAGGGAAUACGACGAGCCAUUGGUGUCCCUGAAUUGGACAGUUUUCUUCGAGCAGAAGGGCAAAAUGUGGAACCUGAAAUGUUGGAGACUCUGCUCCAAGUAGCCAUUGAUGAAAUCAAAGACAAUACGUGUAAGCUAGCUUGUCGACAACUUCAGAAAAUUCAUCGCUUAAGAGACUUCUGGGGAUGGAACCUGCAUCAUAUUGAUGCAACAGAAGUAUUUCUAAAGCAAGGAAAAGACGCUCAAGAAGCAUGGCAGAGACUCGUUGUAGGUCCGAGUGCCAUGAUCGUGAGGCAAUUCCUGUACAGAAACACCAGUGUUCAAAGUAUUCCGAAAACAUCUGGAACUACUGUCAUUCCGAGUGCAGUACCUAUUGCAGCCAUGGCGACUGCUUCUCACUAGGCAACACCGUACCUUAAUUAUAAAUAUACAAUGAUACAUUCAACACUGCCCCUAGUUUGCCGCCUUUACAGAUUUGAACACGGCCUGAUACAGAAAACAAAAUAAAAAAGAAAAAAAAAAUUGUUCAUUGUUUUUAGGGGGGCAAUAGAAACGUUGCUAUCAGGCUUGUAAAGAGCCGUACCAUGGGUAUCAGUAUAAAAAACGGGAAGUCUGUGACGGCUAGAACGGCGCACACGCACGCGCGCGCGCACACACACACAAAUCCGUACAGUUAAACUAAGUGGAGGUAGUAGGCCAACUCCAUCCAAUAUAGCAUAAGAGGAAUCAUCCAAAUAAGACGUGUGUAGGAGCCCAUACCAAAUGUGAGGCGUUUUGGCUUUUUAAUAUGCCCAUUCCUUGGCACUUUUUUGUCGUUUCAUUUCUUUGGGUUUUGUUUUUUUUUGUUGGACUAGAAAGUUUGUCAGCUUGCCUUUUGUCUUGUUAUUUCUUUAUACUUAAUAGGAAUAGUUUGGGUUGAGCCGAUGGUGUGCCCCCCUUUCAUCCAUAUGAUUGAGUUAUGAUUUGUUUUUUUCUAUCUACUUAUAUGAAUGAAAUAUUGAGAUUUGUCAACAUAUACAUCUU
Chenopodium quinoa (quinoa) is the source of this 2331-nucleotide messenger RNA. RefSeq names its product adenylate isopentenyltransferase 5, chloroplastic. Gene Ontology annotation, cellular component: mitochondrion. Gene Ontology annotation, molecular function: tRNA dimethylallyltransferase activity. The transcript has a single exon. NCBI's taxonomy places the organism in Eukaryota, Viridiplantae, Streptophyta, Magnoliopsida, Caryophyllales, Amaranthaceae. The record is from RefSeq and is a predicted model, not a curated record. Gene Ontology annotation, biological process: cytokinin biosynthetic process; tRNA modification. Bases 727 to 1710 code for a protein of 327 amino acids.